AUGCAGAGAAAGAACUUCACCGAAGUGAUGGAAUUCAUCUUCCUGGGAUUCUCUAUCUUUGGAAAGCACCAGAUAACCCUCUUUGUGGUUUUCCUAGCCAUCUACAUUUUAACUCUUGCUGGUAACAUCAUCAUUGUGACCAUCAUCCGUGUUGACCGUCAUCUCCACACUCCCAUGUACUUCUUCCUGAGCAUCCUGGCGAGUUCCGAGACUGUGUACACACUGGCCAUUGUCCCACGAAUGCUUUCCAGUCUCAUUCUUCAUAACCAGCCCAUCUCCUUGGCAAGCUGUGGGACGCAGAUGUUCUUUUUUGUUACCUUGGCCACAAAUAAUUGCUUCUUGCUCACUGCAAUGGGUUAUGACCGCUAUGUGGCUAUCUGCAACCCCUUGAGGUACAUGGUCAUCAUGAGUAAAGGGAUGUGUGCCAGGCUGGUAUGUGGGUCCUUUGGCAUUGGUCUGGUAAUGGCAGUUCUCCACGUGGGGGCCAUGUUCCACUUGCCCUUCUAGCCAAUGUCAAACUCUACCACUGUGACUGAAUUCCUCUUUGAAGGGUUCUCCAGCUUUGGGUGGCUGCACAGGCUGGUCUUCUUUGCCAUCUUUCUGAGUUUGCACCUGUUGACUCUGUCCAGCAAUGUCAUCAUCAUGACUGUUAUUCAUCUGGACCGUCACCUCCACACCCCCAUGUACUUUUUCCUGAGCAUGCUGUCCCUCUCUGAGACCUGCUACACUGUGGCCAUCAUCCCCCGGAUGCUUUGGGGCCUCCUGAGUCCCCACCAGCCCAUCACUGCCCAAGCCUGUGCCACUCAGCUCUUCUUCUAUCUCACCUUUGGCAUCAACAACUGCUUCCUGCUCACAGCUAUGGGGUAUGACCGCUACGUAGCCAUCUGCAACCCCUUGCGAUAUUCAGUCAUCAUGAGUAAAGAGGCCUGUGUCCAGUUAGCAAGCGGAUCCCUGGGAAUUGGCCUGGGCAUGGCCAUUGUCCAGGUAACGUCUGUGUUUGGCCUGCCAUUCUGUGAUGCCUUUGUCAUCUCUCACUUCUUCUGUGAUGUGAGGCCCCUGCUGAAGCUGGCCUGUGCAGAUACCACUGUCAAUGAGAUCAUCAACUUUGUUGUCAGUGUCUGUGUCCUGGUUCUACCCAUGGGCCUGGUCUUCAUCUCCUACAUCCUCAUCAUCGCCACCAUCCUCAAGAUCCCCUCCGCCCAGGGCCGGAAGAAGGCCUUUGCCACAUGCGCCUCCCACCUCACGGUGGUCAUCGUUCACUACGGCUGUGCCUCCAUCAUUUACCUCAAGCCCAAAUCCCAGAGUUCCCUGGGGCAGGACAGACUCAUUUCUGUGACCUACACCAUCCUCACUCCCCUGCUGAACCCUGUCAUGUACAGCCUGAGGAACAAGGAGGUCAAAGAUGCCCUGUGCAGAGCCGUGGGGCAGAAGCCCCUUUCCUCUUAA
Hyaena hyaena (striped hyena) is the source of this 1446-nucleotide messenger RNA. RefSeq names its product olfactory receptor 10J3-like. The record is from RefSeq and is a predicted model, not a curated record. The transcript is spliced from 2 exons. Gene Ontology annotation, biological process: G protein-coupled receptor signaling pathway. Gene Ontology annotation, molecular function: olfactory receptor activity; G protein-coupled receptor activity. NCBI's taxonomy places the organism in Eukaryota, Metazoa, Chordata, Mammalia, Carnivora, Hyaenidae. Gene Ontology annotation, cellular component: membrane.